UCCGCCGAAUACGGAUAACGUGUGUUUAUGCUUGGAUUUAAUUUUAAAAAUAAUGGCGCCAGAAAUAAAAUACAAUAAAAUUUUCAUAGACAACCAGUGGGUGGAAGCGGUGACUGGAAAGACGUUUGAAACUUUUAAUCCCCAUGACGGUGCUACUAUUGCCACAGUUGCUGAAGGAGAUAAGGAGGAUAUUAAUGCCGCCGUAAAAGCAGCUAAACGUGCGUUUCAUCGUAACUCGGAAUGGCGUCUGAUGGACGCUUCCCAACGAGGCAAGAUUCUAAAUAAGUUUGCUGAUCUUGUGGAGAGAGACGCAGAUUACUUGGCUGAACUCGAGACUUACAAUAAUGGAAUGGUGCUAUCGAUGUGCCGAAGAUUCAUUGGAGCAUCAGCUUACCACAUCAGAUACAAUGCAAGUUUGGCAGACAAAAUUCAAGGCAGCACUAUACCUUGUGAUGGUGACGCAUUUUCAUAUACAUUGAAGCAACCAGUAGGCGUCUGCGGUCUCAUUUUGCCCUGGAACGUCCCGAUGCUUAUGUUCAUCAGUAAAGUUACAACUGCAUUAGCAGCAGGUUGUACGGUAGUUGUGAAGCCAGCGGAGCAGACGCCACUGACCGCGCUAGCACUAGCCGCGCUGCUAGCCGAGGCCGGGAUGCCACCCGGCGUCGUCAACGUGGUGCCAGGCUUCGGAGAGACCGCUGGCGCUACUCUAACUCACCACCCUGAUGUCGCUUUGAUAUCUUUUACUGGCUCGCUCGAGGUUGGCAAAUUAAUCCAGCAAGCAGCUGGCACCAAUAACCUAAAGCGAGUCGUCCUCGAGCUCGGCGGCAAGAGCCCGCUUGUAAUCAUGAACGAUGCAGACCUGAACAAAGCAAUACCCUACGCUGCACAAGCUGUAUUUCUUCACCAGGGCCAAGUGUGCAUUGCCGCCUCGCGUUUGUUUGUACAGGCAGAAAUAUAUGACAAGUUUGUACAGAAGGCUGUGGAAGUCGCCAAGUCUUGGAAAAUCGGGAACCCAUUUCUAGAAACUAGCCAGAAUGGUCCACAGAUAGAUGAGACAAUGAUGAACAAGGUUUUGGGAUACAUAGAGAAAGGAAAAUCAGAGGGUGCGAAACUGCUCACCGGUGGUAAACGAAUCGGCACAACAGGUUUCUACAUCGAACCAGCCGUGUUCGCCGAUGUUAAGGAUGACAUGGCUAUUGCUAAGGAAGAGAUUUUUGGACCAGUGCAGAGUAUUUUUAAAUUUAAUACAUUGGAAGAGGCAAUCGAUCGCGCGAACGCUACAAACUAUGGUCUUGCUGCGGGUAUCUUCACAUCUUCUAUCGAAACUGCGCUCCAGUUCAGCAAACACGUGGAAGCUGGUAAUGUGUGGGUGAACACAUAUUUGCAUCAUGGACCACAACUUCCUUUCGGUGGCUUCAAAGAAUCCGGAAUUGGACGGGAAAACGGCCUGGACGCGGUGAACUCCUAUUUGGAAGUAAAAACUGUAACUAUAUCUUUACCGAAAAAAGUAUAGUUUUAGUUAAUUGAUUCAAAAUUCUAAUAAACAUAAUA
Pararge aegeria (speckled wood butterfly) is the source of this 1551-nucleotide messenger RNA. RefSeq names its product retinal dehydrogenase 1-like. Gene Ontology annotation, molecular function: aldehyde dehydrogenase (NAD+) activity. The record is from RefSeq and is a predicted model, not a curated record. NCBI's taxonomy places the organism in Eukaryota, Metazoa, Arthropoda, Insecta, Lepidoptera, Nymphalidae. The coding region runs from base 53 to 1513 and encodes 486 amino acids. The transcript is spliced from 11 exons.